This is a messenger RNA of Salvia hispanica, 2107 nucleotides long. RefSeq lists its product as uncharacterized. NCBI's taxonomy places the organism in Eukaryota, Viridiplantae, Streptophyta, Magnoliopsida, Lamiales, Lamiaceae. The record is from RefSeq and is a predicted model, not a curated record.
GUGAAUUGAGAAGAGUAAAAAGAGAGAAAAUAUGAGUGAGAAUGAGUUUAUUCUUCUUGAUCAUCCCAUCCAUCACCAUCAACUCAUUCUUACCGAAUUUGAUGGCACUAGAAGAAACCAAUGUGAAGGCUGCCUGAGGUGCUUCUUCUACGGCGAGGCGAUCUACGUAUGCACUCACCGCUGCAGCUACCCACUCUUACAUGAAGCAUGUGCAGAAAUGCCGCGAGAGAUCACUCUCUCCUUGCACCCUCAACACACCCUCGUCCAAAAGCAAAGCUAUUGUAUUUGCGCAGUCUGCGACUAUGGGAUCAACUUUGGCUACUGCUGCAGUAUUAGCUCUUGCAGAUUCGAAAUCCACCCAGUUUGCGCGAGGAGCAUCGAAGUGAUGGGUGCAAGUGAACGCAGCUGCAUCAAACACCCGAGCCAUCCGCACCAUGAGCUGACACUGCUGUGGAGGCCUGGCCGCGCUGCUUGGAUAAGGUGCGAUGCUUGUGGAUCCAUACACCGAGGGAACUCCUAUCUCUGCAUCCUUUGUCAAUACUCCAUCAACGAGAGCUGUGCAGCUUUACCUGCCACCCUCGACCGCUACCACCUCCACGACCACCCGCUCUCCCUUGCUUAUGGCCUCCCACUUGAAUACAUCGAGUACCAUUUGGAGGAGUGUCAAGUGUGUUACAAGGAGUUGCUACCUAGAUAUUGGGUCUACCAUUGUGGGCUUUGCAAAUAUGUUUCCCAUAUCAAUUGCGCCCUGUCAACAACUGCCCUCAUGAUGAGCAAUACUGACGACGAUACGAAUGUUGUCGCGUUUCCUAUAAAUGACGCAUCGGAAGAGAUCAUUGGACCUUUUGUUGCUAAAUUAGGAAUACCGGCCAUCUCUCAUGAUAAUGAGAUCGUUAAAGGUAAAUACAAACUCCAUAAUCCCGACCAUCAGUUACGUUUAAUCUCACCAUCACUGCAUGAUCAAGAAGAAAACGAUAAUAGUGAUGAUGAUGUUGAUCUUAACUGUGGCUUAAAAUCAAAAUUAGUAUGUGAUGGAUGCACCGGACCAAUAUCAUCGUUAAAUAAGUACGUAAGUUGUGGUGAAUGCAAUUACAUUGUCCACUUAACUUGCUUCCAGUUACCGGUAGAGCUCUCCUCUCACCCAUUCCACCAAGAACCUCAUCACAUCUUAACCCUUCAAACUCCUCCCACACUCGACUCUGUUUUUUGCAACAUUUGUCAAUUUUAUACAAAUGGGCACUUUUAUGGUUGCACAAAGUGCGACUUCAAAGUGGAUAUAAAGUGUGUUUCUCUGCCCGAUACCAUAAAACACGAAACUCACCUACGCCAUAACCUCAAGCUGCAAACUGAAGAGAUAACGAGAUUCGGUUACAUCCGCCCCUGCAGAGCAUGUAAUUGGAGUACAUGGGAUCGAGUCUCCUACAAAUGUGAUGUCUGCCAUAUCAUGUUUCACGCUGAGUGUGCACUGCUGCCGAAACAAGUGAGUAAUCGUAGAUGGGAUAAGCACCUGUUGCUGCUAACGUACAAUGCUAGCGCCAACCAUCCAAGUAAAUUCUACUGCGAAAUCUGCGAAGAAUAUAUGAAUCCAAAGUGGUGGAUGUAUCACUGCAGAUAAUCCGAUGUUUCCAUCCAUACAAAAUGCUUGCCCACAACGUCGGGGGAGUAUCGGAACGUCAAGUUUGGGCAGCGAUAUGAUUUAGGGGAACAUCACUCACACCCCGUCGUGCAUCAACUAACCACCAGGUUGCGUUGCAGCGCCUGUUGUAAAAGGAAGGUUUAUGGUACCCUUGGAUUUCAGUGUGCUUCGGACAAAUGUGACUUCUUCAUGUGUUUACAAUGGUGGUGUGGAAAAAAACACAAAGAUAACAUACGUGCUAUUGAUGGAAGAAACAGUGUGGAGUGUUCCAUAGAGGAGUAAUUUUUAGCAAAUAACUACUCCUAUGUACUACUGUUUUCUUAGUUUGUGAUGAAUCCAUCUUUGUCCACUUAAAUAUUUGGUGUGUCAUUUGAAGUUUGGUUACGAAUUUACUGUGGUUAUCUAUUGUUGUAAAAUAAAAUAUACUAGUAUCAUUUGACUUAAAUCUGAAAGCUUUGUAAUAAAAUUUCC